Molecule: messenger RNA, 1956 nt
Organism: Aureobasidium pullulans EXF-150
Lineage: Eukaryota; Fungi; Ascomycota; Dothideomycetes; Dothideales; Saccotheciaceae
Product: phospholipase D/nuclease
Exons: 1
Coding region: 136-1833 (565 amino acids)
Biological process (GO): double-strand break repair; single strand break repair
Cellular component (GO): nucleus
Molecular function (GO): 3'-tyrosyl-DNA phosphodiesterase activity; single-stranded DNA binding; double-stranded DNA binding
Source: RefSeq, a predicted model, not a curated record
ACAACAUUCCAUCGACAUCGCAAAUUACACCGCAUACGAUCAUCAGAUCUUCUAACCAAGUCGACUACGCACUAUUCAACUUCGACUGGACUCAUUCACUUUCCUAAAAUCAAGCUACUAUUGUCACAAAGCAUAAUGGCAGGGAUCCCAGGACUGGACCGCCGCGCAAUGGAAGCCGAGCGGUUGGCUAGACAAAUGGCAAGACAGCCACCGCAGGACUCUGAGCCCGCGUUUCGGAUUCUGAAGGGAGCCGGAUCCUCGAAGAGGCAAAGGUCGGUGUCGCCAUCUGCUGUGUCGAGAGAGAUCAAGAGGCUCAAGUGGUCCUCUCCAAAAGCAACCGGGAUUCAACAAUCUCAACGGCCCUUGGAAACCCGGAUUCGAUAUCCUCGUGGCACCAUCAAACAAACAUGGGCAUGCGGUCAUGCUCGCACGGACAACGACAUCAAGAUUGAGGAGGUUCUGGAGAAGUCUACACUGAAGACAGCGUUACUAUCGGCUUUCAUGUGGGAUACCAAUUGGAUCAUGGGAAAGCUCGACUUGCAACACACCAAAGUCAUCAUGGUCAUGCAAGCGGAGACUGAGGCCAUCAAGCAGCAGUACCACCAAGAGACGGCCUAUCUGGGGAAAAUCCUACGCCUCUGCUUUCCAUCAAUGGAAGGCAACGUCAACUGCAUGCAUUCAAAAUUGAUGCUGCUGUUCCAUCCGCACAAGCUGAGAGUUGUGAUACCUUCGGCGAAUCUUACCAGCUAUGACUGGGGCGAGACUGGCAUUAUGGAGAACUCUGUCUUCAUCAUCGAUUUGCCUCGACUGGAGACGCCAUCAUCCGACACGACUACCAUGCCUCGAUUCGGCCAAGAGUUGUUAUUUUUCCUGGAGAAGAUGGAUGUGGAUGAAGAUGUCCGCCAAGGUGUUGCAAGAUUCAACUUUUCCAACACCGGCCAUCUCGCCUUCGUCCACUCUAUCGGCGGCGGUCAAUACGGUUCAGACAUGGAAAGGACAGGCUACGUCGGUCUUAGCAAAGCCAUCCGCGAGCUCAACCCAGAUUCAAAGUCAUCCCUCCGCUCCACAUCGAAUCUGCAGAUCGACUACGCAGCCUCCUCGAUAGGCUCAAUCCAUGACGAGUUCCUAACAAUCCUUCACAACGCCGCAAGAGGCGAAGACGCUACUGCCACACCUAUAUCAAUCUCACGCACCGCUCCGAAACCAUUCCAAAGAACAAGCCCUACAUCGAACAUCCGCGACUCAAUCCGUAUCUACUUUCCCACCCACAACACCGUCGAAUACAGCACAGGCGGCACAGACAACGGCGGCACCAUCUGUCUGCAGAAGAAAUGGUGGACAGGCGAUAAGUUCCCUCGCUCCUGUUUUCGGGACUAUCGUUCCAAACGUAACGGCAUGCUAUCACACAACAAAAUCUUGUAUGCCCGAGGCGUCAAUGCGGAAGGAAAGAAGGUGGCUUGGCAGUACGUCGGCAGUGCUAACUUGAGCGAAAGUGCUUGGGGAAAGUUGAGUUGGGAUCGCAAGCAGAAAGAAUGGAAGAUCGGCUGCAGGAAUUGGGAAUGCGGUGUCAUCGUUCCUGUCAUGGAAGGGGAGAAGCUAGGUCGGAAGCUGGGUAGAUCUGAAGUUGUGGUUUUGAGCGAUGAUGAAGAGGAUGCCGAGAAGGAUAGUGGAGAUGCGGAGACGGAUGGUGAGGAUGAAGGCGAUAAGAAAGCCGUGGAAAAGACGAGUAUCCCCAGCAUGGACGUCUUCAAUUCUGGUUCCGACGCUGGUGUGCCAUUCGAAUACCCAGGCACUGAGUACAAGGAGGAAGAGCCAUGGUUCUUCAUGGGAUGAAGAAGCAAGCGAAGAGCAAGCGAAGGACGGCCGCCGAAGCAGACAGAUAUUCUUUCCAUGCACAGCAAAUUAGCGAUAGCAUUCCAACAAAGCAGAGAUCAAAUAAUCAGAACCCAGAAUCAC